GCGUUAAUCAAGCACUGUGCGCUCCGAAGAGAAAGUAGCAGGAGCAGUAGCAGCAUUCAGUGCACUGGCUCGGAAGUAGGUCACUUAGAUUGAGCAUCGCAAACUAAAGUAUCUGAAAUACUUUUACUUUACAGCUUCAACACUCAGAAAGCACUGUGCACACCAUGGAGAAGAAAAAGAUUAUUAACUUUGGUGCCGGGCCGGCCAAACUGCCACCCUCCGUUUUGCUCCAAGCACAGAAUGAGCUGUUGGAUUACAGUGGCAUUGGAAUUAGUGUUCUUGAAAUGAGCCACAGGUCAGCAGAUUUCAUCAAGAUCGUAAACACCACAGAAAAUCUUUUCCGUGAACUUCUAAACAUACCUGAAAACUACAAGGUAUUGUUUCUUCAAGGCGGUGGAACAGGGCAGUUCAGCGCUGUUCCUCUGAAUCUGAUUGGUCUGAAGGAGGACAGAUGUGCGGAUUAUGUCGUGACUGGAGCUUGGUCUGCAAAGGCUGCCAAAGAGGCAGAGAAGUACGGCAAAGUGAAUGUGGUUCACCCAAAACUGGACAAAUACACCAGUAUCCCAGAUAAAAGCAGUUGGUCACUGAAUCCUUCAGCAUCCUAUGUUUACUACUGCUGCAAUGAAACGGUCCAUGGUGUUGAGUUUAACUUUAUUCCGGAUACCAAGGAUGCGAUUCUUGUCUGUGACAUGUCGUCAAAUUUCCUGUCCCGACCAGUGGACGUUUCAAAGUUUGGGCUCAUAUUUGCAGGCGCACAGAAAAACAUAGGAUGUGCUGGAGUCACUCUUGUCAUCGUGAGGGAGGAUUUGUUGGGUAAUGCCCUGAAGGAGUGCCCUAUUGUACUGGAUUACCAAGUGCAAGCUGGAAAUAACUCUCUCUACAACACGCCCCCUUGCUUCAGCAUCUACAUCAUGAACCUGGUUCUGGAAUGGAUCAAGAAUAAUGGAGGCACAGAAGCCAUGGAGAAACUGAGUCAGAAGAAGUCUUCUUUGAUCUAUGAUGUCAUCAACAGCUCCAAUGGAUUUUACUCAUGCCCUGUUGAUGUGGAUUGCCGUAGCCGCAUGAACAUUCCAUUCCGCAUUGGAAAAAGGGAGGGAGAUGAAGCCCUGGAGAAACUUUUCCUGGAUAAGGCUUCCAAACUUGGAAUGAUUUCAUUAAAAGGACACAGAUCUGUUGGUGGGAUACGAGCUUCUCUGUACAACGCAGUGACUUUAGAAGACACUGAAGUUCUCGCUGCCUAUAUGAAGGAGUUCCUAAAGGAUCAUCAGCCUAGUGAACUGAAGAACUAGACAAAGUCACGUUUACAAGUUACCUCAACCACUAAUAACGGCUUUCUUGUUUGCAGCUGCUAGGCUGGUAAUGUCACAAUAGAAUGUUUAUUGCUGCAGUAGCUGUAAUGUGAGUAUAAUAUAGCUGUAAGUACAUACACACGUCAUCUUCCUCAAACACUAAGAUUUUCCUGUAGGAACUGAUAUUGUUUAAGACCUCAUGUUAUCAUUGAACAACACUACAAUACCAUGUCAGACACUGUGUUCGGAAUAGGUUGUCACUCACUUACUGUCCUUAACCUGUGUCUAAGCUGGAAAACUAAUAUUUCUCCUAAUAAUAAUAGCGUGCCUUAGCAUAUGUAUACAAAUGUGUAUGUAAGUCUAUCUAUGUAUCUGUCAUUUUACAAAGACAUUUGUACAGUAUAGUUACCGUAUAUGUAAACACAGUAAGAAAGUUUUUAAAAAAUAGUAAUUAAAGUGGCUGAUGAACCUCA
Messenger RNA from Colossoma macropomum (tambaqui), 1762 nucleotides. It is a transcript of the gene psat1, whose product is annotated as phosphoserine aminotransferase 1. Gene Ontology annotation, cellular component: cytoplasm. Gene Ontology annotation, molecular function: O-phospho-L-serine:2-oxoglutarate transaminase activity; pyridoxal phosphate binding. The transcript is spliced from 9 exons. The record is from RefSeq and is a predicted model, not a curated record. Lineage: Eukaryota; Metazoa; Chordata; Actinopteri; Characiformes; Serrasalmidae. The coding region runs from base 165 to 1289 and encodes 374 amino acids. Gene Ontology annotation, biological process: L-serine biosynthetic process.